Molecule: messenger RNA, 1719 nt
Organism: Dermacentor albipictus
Lineage: Eukaryota; Metazoa; Arthropoda; Arachnida; Ixodida; Ixodidae
Product: glutamate-gated chloride channel-like
Biological process (GO): chemical synaptic transmission; chloride transmembrane transport; regulation of membrane potential
Cellular component (GO): neuron projection; plasma membrane; synapse
Molecular function (GO): chloride channel activity; excitatory extracellular ligand-gated monoatomic ion channel activity; transmembrane signaling receptor activity
Source: RefSeq, a predicted model, not a curated record
GCGAAAGUCGAGCGGUGAGCACCGGAGAAAGCAACAAUCUCGGACCAAUCGCUUGCAAAAGACGGAGGAGCUCGACGAAAGGAGAUAUGUUUCUAUGUAGCUACUUGUUCUGCGUCUUUUUUCUUCUGCUGCAAGGUGGCUCAUCACUACGAGCCUAUAACCGCGAGCGGCACAGCAACAUCCUUAACUCCAUCUUCGAGAAGAACGCCUACGACAAUAGCGUGCGGCCGCCAAGCAUCAAUGACACAGGUCCUGUUCACGUCGAGGUGAGCAUGUUCGUCCUCUCCAUACCCGAGGUGUCGGAAAAGAAUAUGGACUACACGAUUCAGGCGUACUUCAGGCAGAGCUGGCUCGACCCGCGGCUGGCGUUCGACGACCGCGCCGGCGACGUCCAGUAUGUCACCCUCUACGACGCCGAGAAGAUCUGGACGCCAGACGCGUUCUUUUCCAACGAGAAAGAAGGCCACUUUCACAAUGUGCCCCGGCCCAAUUUAUUCGUCCGCAUCUUCCCGACGGGACGGGUUUUGUACAGCGCGAGACUCACGCUGAAGCUGUCGUGCCCGAUGGAUCUGAAGAGGUAUCCCUUUGACGUGCAGGUGUGUUCAGUCAUCAUGCCAAGCUACAAAUAUACGAUGGAUGACAUUGUGUUCGCCUUCAAACUGCACCAGCCUAUGGGCUUCGACGAUGGCCUUCUCAUCAGGAACUACAAACUGACUAGCCACGUGCUGGGAAGUUGCAAGAGCCGAACGAUCACAGGUGACUACUCCUGCCUUCGGGUGGAGAUCUGGUUCCAGCGUCUAUCGCGCAGCUUCGACGUGCUGGUGUUCAUCCCGUGCGCCAUGUACGUUCUCCUGUCCUGGAUCCCGCUCUGGCUGGACAACACCGGUGCAGCCACGCGAACGCGCCUGGCGGUUCCUGCUCUGGUGCUGGUCGCCAUGGGCUCGACGGUGUCUAGACUCCGGGAGUCCGUGUUCCCUCGCGCCAGCUACACCAUGGCCGUGGACGUGUGGACCUCAGUGACAUUCGCCUUCGUGGUCGCCCUCUGGAUCGAAGUGGCGAUCGUCGAGCUCAUCGUUCGCUGUUGUCAAGGCGGAACCGGGAAGACGGCGGCUCUGGUGCCCAAAGUCGAUGACAAAAACUUCGGUGAAGCGGAUGCCCUUGAACUUGUGGAAGGUGCGAAGAGUGGCGCGAAGAACGGGCCAGCGCGGCACAACGACCAAGGAACCAAAGCACCAACGACCUGGCAGACUCCUGUCCGGAACUGGCUGAAGGCGCCGCGAUCGACUGCAGACAAAGUGGACCUCGCCUCUCGCAUUGUGUUUCCGGUGGCGUUCUUGCUUUUCGUGGUGAUCUACAUCCGGAACUACGCGGUCAAGGCGGGCGCUCACGAGGACUGGAUCUGACACCGCGCGUCACGCUGAUGGAACCUGCGCGAACCGGCGGCGGUGCUUGCCAUCCAUUCAUAGCACGCUGGCAGAGUGAUCCGCCGGCUUCAGUAUAGAGCGCACGCCUUGUAACUUCGCACCUGGAGCGAGCUUUAGACUAAGAGACCAUGAGCGCUGCUGAGAUGCUGCCCUUGUACACUCAGCUGCAUGUACGGAAUGCUUGUGCAUUAUUUCUUCAGACGCACUGACAAACACCUUUUUGUAAGUGGGUUGUUACUUUUCUCUUGUGAUUAAAAAAAAGGGGGAUAAAUAAACAUAUGAGCAGUUACUAUCA